AGGGAAGCAACCCAGAGGGAUGCUGACCGGGAGAGGAGGUUGCGCGCCGACAGCGAGUCCCGUGCCAAGUUGGCCCUCCAGGAGGCUGCCCGAAAUCGAUCCCGUCUCAAGCUCGAGAUCGCCAGGAUGGAAGAGACAGUUUUGUCGAUGCUCACGUAUAAAAAGCAGUCGGAACAAUUGAGGCAGGAAAAGGCUGCUCUGACGAUCGCGUUCGAGAAUCGCUGCCAGCAAUACCAGAACACGAUAACGCGCCUCAAUCAGGAGAUAUUCUCGUUGCGGCAGCAGAUCGAGCAGUCCUGCAACAAUCUGGAGAAUUCCACGGCCACUCAGGCGCUGCUCAUGCAGAAACAGGCCGAGGAGUCACGGAAACAGUACGAGCGUUGCCUGGACGACGUAGCGAAUCAAGUGGUGCGAGCCCUUGUCACGCAAAAGGGUUUGAAGGAGGAGGUGGCGGUGCUGAACAGUAGAAUUCAAGAUCUUGAGGCGCAGAACUGCACGUUGACCUCGAUGCUUGUGCAUCAGCUGAACGAUCCGCCGAACCAUCUGGCUUUGGAGGAUAGUCACAGUGAGGACAACAAUACUUCCGCGGAUGCUUCACCAUCGAAUUUGAUGAGGAGUAGUUUGACGUUCAGACACUGCAAUUCCUUCGAUUCGGACAUACUAGAUUCCAAAGGCGAGCUGAAGAGCAAGGAUCCCGGUCUUUCGCUCGAAGAUAAGAAGAGACAUCACGUACUGACCAAACUGUGGACUGAACUGAAGGGAACAGAAGUCACACCGAAGAGAUUAAUAGAAGCACUGAGUGCUGUAGAUUCGGCACUCUGGAUUCCACCGCAGCGACCGGUCUCCUUGAACCUGCAGCUUCCCAUUCUCCAGGCCUCCAAGUACCGAAGAAGUAAACCAAUCCUAGCGCAAUCCAAGAGCGAGGAGGAAACGGGAAAUGAGUCACCGGAGAGCGGAAACCGCGACGAGGGCUAUUCGACGAUGUCAUCGGACGUUCAAGCGGAAGUGACGCGUACGGGGGGUGUCGGGGAUAGCCAGUUAGAGGACCUCAAGGAAGAGGACGUCGAGACGCGACUGCUCGCCUCUGAGAACAACAACAAAGACCCGGAAGUCAUUUACAUCCCCAUCAAUCUUCUGAACAACCUUAAGCCCAGGAACAGCUUCCCCCCUGGCAAGGACCUGCUGCCCUUUCAGCACAUCAUGCGCAGCUUUUCCGAUUCGCACCUCUGCAUCAAAAUUACGACGGCGCCGAGUCCAUGUUACACCUUCAGCUCGCCGAUAUCGAGCAGCCCGAGCAUCUUGCUCUUGGACCUUAGCGAUAAAUCGAUUAAUCCGCUGCGGAGGACAAAAGCGACGAGUCUACUGGUCGAUGGGGAAAAGAAUGAAUCUCCCGGCUCUUGGUCGAGCUUUGCAGACGAACGGGUAGAAUGUUCCACGAUGGACGCGGAAUACAUCCAGCACUGGCUUAAGUUGGACGAUACGCGCUCAAAUCUGCAGCAGCAGCACCGAGAUCUCUUCGAAUUAGAAUACGAUCACAAUGAGCUCGAGGAUUGGAGUCUGAAUAUAUCCAAUGAGCUGGACUCGACGAGGCUUGAGCAUUGGAAGAAGUCGCAAACGGGGGACGCAAUAACCCCGGGACAAAUCUCGCAGAUUUCUACGUUGCCCAGCAUCCAGGAGAACAACGCCUUCGAACUAGAAGAGGAUUCCAGCGAGAUUUUGUGGAAUGAGUCAAGUUACAUGGUGGGACAGGACGUGGUCACUCUUUUGAUGGACGGCGAAAAACAAUGGCCCUACGCCACCAGCAGCAACAUACACCAUUCUCCGGAUAGCAGCUGGUCAAGCGCCUCGGACUGUUGCAACUCUCAGAACGAUCCCUCCUCGAAGAGGUCUUCGGCCGUUUUGAGCGGAUGCUGCAGUGACGACACAGGAGAACUUCCGGCAAUCGAAACUUAUUUCACCAGAGAUUAUUACAGAUUGGUGAAGUUUGAGAGCACGAAGAGCUUGGCAUCCAGUUCGUCACGCAGCUUGGGCGGAGGCGGCUGCGGAGGGGGCGCCCUAUCCGAAAAUGGAGAAAGGGAGACGGCCCUGCAGAAUGUGCUCACGUUCAUAGCGGAGCAGCAGAAGUACACGAGGGAAACGAAACCGAUGGAGGCGGUUGCCACCAAGGAGUUCAACAUCGAGGCGCCGCCCCCGCAAGCCGUAGACGACAUCAAAGUCACCUGUGAUGUGCAGCAGCCGAAGAUAGCGUACGCCGACGAGGUAUGCCUCGUGACGCCGAUCGACAUCAUCGAGAGCGAGAGCUGCUCGAUGCUUAGUGAGCAUCCGGUUGAUAUAUGCAGCAGUAUUAAUGUGGAGCUGAGCUCCACCGAGUACCAGAAAGACUCCGAGCUGAGCGAGUCGCUGACCUCGAGCGUGAGCACGCCGGAGACGAUCGUGUCGAAGAUACCACGUCGAAAGUCAUCCAAGAUACCCAUAAGUCCGGCCAAAUCCCUCAAACAGGGCGGAGCGAAGGGUGCCAGUCGGAUUCCUCAUAGGACGGCCAAACCUAAGCCAGAAAUCAAAGUGAAGAGUCCGGAACACCAAAAGCAGCAGCAGCAGUCGGCCAUAACUUCCGAGCGACUGCCGCAGUCUACUUCCGGCGUGGUGAGCGACAUCAUAGACGGUCCACCUCACAGAGCGGUGAGCUUCCACGAGAGAGCGACCAGCAAAGACGUGAUCGACGAACUCAACCGAAUGAUCAAGAACGGAAACGACGCGAGCCAAGAGCACCUCGACGUGACGACCACCUGCUUGGACGAAGCAUGCCGAGCAACCGGAUGGAUUCACGUCGAAAGGGACGUUGACCUGACCGACCCAAAGGUGAGAGCGGAUCUCUGCGACGUGAUGUUGACAUCUGUGUCGAGCGACUCUUCGCCAACGAGUUCUUGCGGAGGAAGCGUGAGCAGCGAAUCCACCGAGGAACCGCCAGACUACGGACAGCUUCAUCGAAUCCACAGAUAUCACCGCCAGAAGAAAGCAAACGCGGCGCGACCCGAGCUGGCGGUGGUAAGGGCGUCAGCCCCAUCUUUCCGCCCCUCGAUCAUCGGUCGACCGGACUUCUACGUCCGAUACGGCGAGAAGGAGCGCGAAGCUGUCGCGAGUUUCGACUUUCUCGACGAUUUCUCUACAUCCGGUUCCUGUUCGGGAUCAAUGGAUGAGCAGGUCGUCGUCAUCCAGAAGCAACAGCAGCAGCACAACCAUCAACAUCACAACAAGCAGCAACAAAUUGGCGACUGACUGUACAAAUCUUGAAUAACAAUAACUUAUUUUUAAUCAAAACAUGAACGGAAGAAAAAAAAGUAUAUAAUAUAUAAA
Nicrophorus vespilloides is the source of this 3354-nucleotide messenger RNA. RefSeq lists its product as uncharacterized. The annotation marks the transcript as partial. The record is from RefSeq and is a predicted model, not a curated record. The transcript has 9 exons. Lineage: Eukaryota; Metazoa; Arthropoda; Insecta; Coleoptera; Silphidae.